Adelges cooleyi (spruce gall adelgid) is the source of this 770-nucleotide messenger RNA. It is a transcript of the gene mRpS25, whose product is annotated as probable 28S ribosomal protein S25, mitochondrial. The record is from RefSeq and is a predicted model, not a curated record. Gene Ontology annotation, molecular function: structural constituent of ribosome. The transcript is spliced from 2 exons. Gene Ontology annotation, cellular component: mitochondrion. NCBI's taxonomy places the organism in Eukaryota, Metazoa, Arthropoda, Insecta, Hemiptera, Adelgidae. Bases 171 to 674 code for a protein of 167 amino acids.
UCUGUGCAGCGUGCUAUAAAUUACAAUAUUUGAGCAUACUAUGAUCUAUAGACUAUAGUGUUCUAACUUCUAUCAUUGAUAAGUAAUUUUUUUUUUACAUUUGUAUAAGUACACUCGAUAGUAUAAUUAAAAGGUCUUAUUUUGUUUUAUAACAUUACCUUUUUAAAACCAUGCCGUUUAUGAAAGGUGCCGCUCCAAUAAGGAGGACUAUUCAAUACUUGAAUGCUGGAAAAAUAGUAUUUAAAGAACGAGUUAAGAUAUUCUCAAUUCAUUAUAACACAUUAGGCGACAACCAUCUUGGUGCUCGAGAAUUUGUUUUUUGGCAUUUACCUCAAAUCCAGUAUAAGAAUCCCAAUGUUCAAGUACUGACGCUAAAGAAUAUGACGCCAACCCCAUUUAUUAGAUGCUAUUUAAAUGACGGCAAUGAUGUGCUAAUAGACGUAGACGAUCGAGACAAAGACAAAAUCCAUGAUCAUGUCUUACGAGUUCUUGGCAAAGACAAAGAUACUCUAGAUAUGGAAGCUACAGCUCGUGAAAAAAAAGAUAACCCUGCUAAUUUUGGUUAUAUGUGUGAUAAGCAUUGCAUGUGUGAAAUUUUUGGGCAGGUUCCUUGUCCAGCUGUUGUGCCUUUACCAAAGCCUUGGAGAGGCAAAUAUAAAUAUGAGCAAGCCUAAGUCUUACUUCUAGAAAUUGUAUGUAAAUAUUAUGUUAAUAAACUAAGAUACAUUUAGUCGCUAUUUAAAAUAAAUAUAGACAUUUUCUAUUGCUAA